UUUCUCCCAUGUAAUCAGAGUUUGCAUGAACAUAAACAUAGAUUUCCAUAAUAAAAUUUUAUGCCCUUGAAUGUUCACUAAGAUAUUCACUCCAUCAAUUCAGAGGCCGAACAAUAGACAGUAAUUAUACAAUCACCUGGGAAUAGCAAACAGAGCACAAUUAGGCCUAUUUCCUCCUUUUCUACUGACCUAGGCACCUGGUGCGUAGCAUAGCAUAUAUCAUGGGCCAAACAAAGAUAUAGUAAAACACAAUUUCCCAAGAAUUGAAGACAUAGUACAAUUAGAUAUAUUUCCUCUCAUGUCUACCAACUCAGUGCAUGGCAUGGCGUGGCAUGUAAGCUCUUUGAUUGAGUGGGGAGUAAAAAUUCUGAUAACAGUCCAUCAAAGAUGUGACCGCAACAGAAAAGGGUAGUCUGUGUACCCGACAACAGGAUCCUGAGUGUAAAAUGUUUUCCUAAUAUACUUAUUCAAGGGUGCAUUGACCUUAAACCUCAAGACUAAGUCCGGAUUUGCAAUAAAAAGACGGCCAUAGGAUACAAGAUCAGCAUCACCUUCAGCAACUGCUUGCAUUCCCAGUUCCCUAGUGAACCCACCACUGCACAUGAAAGUUCCUUGGAAAGCCCUUCUCCAAGUCCUUAUCAUAUGAGCUUCUUCAUCCUCACUGCCAGGUCUUCCUGAUUCUGUCUGGCCAUAGGCAGUGUACCGAGGCUGAGUUAUGUGAAGGUAAGUGAGCUUUGAGCCAAAUUGAAGCUGGAGCUUGUUAAGUCUCUCAAUCACUGCUAACCCCAGGGUGAGAGGAUUAGAGUCGGUUGCAUCAAGGUGAUCAAUUGCAGGUGAAACUCUGACACCGACCCUUUCAGCACCAAUUGCUGACACUACUGCUUGAACAACCUGGAUUAAAAAUUUGCACCUGUUUGCAAGUGAUCCACCAUACUCGUCUGUUCGGUCAUUGAUCCCAUCCUUCAGGAAUUGGUCAAUGAGGUAUCCAUGUGCCCCGUGGAUCUCAAUCCCAUCAAAACCUGCAAUCAAAUCAGAAUAAAGUUCUUCAACAGUA
Messenger RNA from Rubroshorea leprosula, 1054 nucleotides. The record is from the annotation of a GenBank genome assembly. Lineage: Eukaryota; Viridiplantae; Streptophyta; Magnoliopsida; Malvales; Dipterocarpaceae.